AUGCGUUUUGGACCUAAGUUGAAAUUGCUCGCAACAGCAGUACUUGCUGCCACUCCCGUAUGUGGACAACAUAUAACAUCCGAUAACACUGAUUACAAUUCGGUUCUUAUGGUGGGAGAUGUUGAGGUUGAUGCUGGUGCGACAUGGAGAAUCUACAACGCACUUGUGGAAACAUUCUUUGGCAGAAUUAACAUCAAGGGUAGAUUGUUCAUUACCAUUGACAAAUACCCUUUCUCAUUAUCCAUCACUUCUGGUACACUCAAGGAGUUCAACAACUCUGGAGUUAUCUUCUUUAAAUCUAUUCGUUCUGGAGUUGCACCAAUUUUCUCCUUUGUUGUUGGAAAGUUUUGUAAUACUGGUGAUAUUUUCUUCAGUGCCGCAGGUAAUGUUCUUCAAUCUGUGUAUAUUAUUGCCGCUCCUGAUUGGACUAACGCUAAAGGGGGUUCAAUUUUCUUAUACCAGGACAAAAGAGCCAACGGAUAUGCAACAUUGGGUAGAGUUGGUGCCACAAUUACUAAUGACGGACAAGUUUGUAUUAGAAACCAUGCGUGGACUUCUCACACUAACGUCAGGGGUUCCGGUUGUAUUGACGUCGGUAUUAAUUCCAACUUUUGGUUCAUCAACUCCCUUAAAGACUUUGACCCAAAGCAAACUAUUUACCUUUCUACUUCGUCCUCGAGUUUGUUAGUUCGAUCACUUGGUAGAGCUCAAACUUAUUUGGUUUCCGGAUUUGGUGACAACAAUAUCAUUGGUCUUACAGUCACCAUCACUAAGUUCAAAUAUGACCCAGACACAGGUAUCAUGAACCUUAUGACAGGUUUACCUCCAUUCUACUUUAAUCAAUUUUUCAAUAUUGGUAAAGGUUAUGACCCAGAAAAGUUUGUUGUCCAAACUGUUAACUACGGUGGUCUGAUUGGAAAAGGUAUUUAUAAUGCUGGUGUGAAGUAUUAUGGACCUGUUCCUAGUGAUAGUACCCCACAUACAGCAUGUACUGUGUGUAAAGAUGAGCCGUCAUUGGAAGAUUCGUCUAGUUCUGCAUCACCAUCAAGCACCAUUCCAAUUAGUUCUGUCGUUCCAUCUAGUUCUGAUGCGCCAUGUAGUUCAGAUGUUGCAACUAGUUCUGCUGCUCCAUCUAGUUCUGCUGCUCCAUCUAGCUCUGCUGCUCCAUCUAGUUCUGCUGCUCCAUCUAGUACUGUUACACCAUCAACUCCAAGUGGCUGCCCUGUAGAGAGUCCAGGAAAACCAGGUUUACAUGGAUCUGCGAAAAAGGGUCUUCAUGCAGUGUUUUAUCCAUAUGGGUUCGCUGAUGAUAAUACACUGAAGAACGUAGGAUUUAUGACGCAAGGUUACAAGCAAGGAAAUAGUUUUGCCGAAGUUGACAACGUCAUUGAUUUUGAAAUGAACAUUAACCAGCCAUCCAAUAAUCAAGCUGAUAAUACUAUCUAUGGAAAGUCCAUGAAGCAAAACUUCUUGGUUGAACUUACAGGGUAUUUCAAGGCACCUGAAACUGCCGACUAUGUUUUUAGUAUAACGGUCGAUGAUGCUAUGGCUGUCCAAAUUGGUGCCGGUAGAGCCUUUGACUGUUGUGAUUCCACUUCUGGUGGAAAUAGUGAAGCUACUUUGUUUGGACAUUGGACCAACAAUUUGCAAAUACUCGGAAAGGAUUCUAAAACAAUUUCACUUACUGCUGGCACUUUCUAUCCUAUUAAGAUUGUAUAUGACAACAUGGGUGGCCCUGUUUUGUUAUCAAUGACUGCUUCGACACCAUCUGGUUCAAUCUCGCUUAAGGACUACUUCUAUAGCUUUGAAAACACUGGUGCUGGAUGUCCAGUACAGUCGCAAUCAAGCUCUGCUGCUCCAUCUAGCACCCUACCACCAACCGAAGAUUGCAGCACUACUUCUAAAGUACCUCUGACUACAUGUAUUGAUACUGAGACCGUGAUUUGUACCACAAGCACUGUGAAAACUAAGGUUCCAGUAACAUCAUAUGUGACUAAAACAACUUGUGAGACAUGUGCUAUUCCAACUAAUGUCUGUUCUACUGUCACUUCAAAGUCAUGCAAAGCAUCUCCUGCUUGUCCCACGGAUAAAUUUGGAAAGAGCCUUAAGUCUAAGAACGCACCUGAUGCAAAGUUUAGUGUCUCCGAUGUCGAAUUAGUUAGCGGUCUUACAUACUCAGUAACUCUUGGAAUGAUUGCUGAAAAGAAUUUGGAUAAGACAAAUUUGGGAGCCUUGAGUUUAAGUUGUGGAGAUUUCAAGCAAACUCUUUUCGACCCUAAAUCUAAGAUUGAUAAGAUCAAGGAUAUUAAAAAUUGGUCACAUAGUUUUCAAGUCAAAUGUUUGGACUUUGGCGACAAAAUUUGUUUACCAAACAUCCUGAUUCUGUUCCAAUGGUGUAUUUUUACCCCAUUUUCUUCAAUUUGUAAGUCAUGGUCCUUCUCAAAGAACUACAACUAUAAGUUUGGUUGUGGAAAUGAUCUGGAUUUCGAUUGGUCUCAAUAUUGUUGGCCAAAACCUCCUAAGACUCUGUGCAAAUCCACUAAAUACUUGAGCACAACUUGCAAAACUUCCAGCUUCCCAAACACCGCAUGGACCACCGAUUAUGUUGCCACUACCAGUUGCAAAACUUCUCAUGUUCGUACUGUUUUGACAUUGUAA
This is a messenger RNA of [Candida] anglica, 2658 nucleotides long. Lineage: Eukaryota; Fungi; Ascomycota; Pichiomycetes; Serinales; Debaryomycetaceae. The record is from the annotation of a GenBank genome assembly.